AUGGUUGAUAUUAUUUCUCAGCAAAUAUCAUUAAACGAUCAAUUGCAUCAUGAAGUAAAUCUAAUUUCUGAAUUAAUCUUUUCCACCUGUGCAAUAAUAUUGCAAAAACCAUUUGCGCAUUGCAAACAUAACUGUGAUAAUCCAGAAUUAGAUGAAUUUCUUGAUUGUUCAGCAUGUCAACAAUCUGUGUUUGUUUAUCAAAUUGUUGCUAAAAUUAUGGAACGUUUAUCACCAAAAGAGCAACUUUGUAUAUCAGUUAAUAAUGAUGAGCCAACAAUUGAUUGGAAAACACAAAUUACCAAUGCAUCACCAAAACAAUCACCAGUUGAUAAAUCUAAUUCAUCAAUGACUGUACCAUUACCAAAUAUCUUAUCACCAAUAUCAUCAUUAUCAUUUAUUCAAAAAUCAGCAACAACACAUACAGCUGAACUUCAAUUUCAAACAGCUACCAUUCAUGAAACAAGCAUCGAAUUUGUUGGUUUAUUACCUAGUGAAGAGGUGGAAACAGCUGUGGCACACGCAACAACAUUAACGGAAACAGACGUAGGACGUGAAACAUGUCAUAUUGUAACGUCAUCAUUAGUUGAUGAUAUUAAAGGAACACCAGUGGAAAAUGCAGUGGAAAAGGAAACAACAAAAUUUUGGAAUACUUCAGUUGGACGUUUCCGCUUUGCGCUUUCUGAUUUACCAUCUCAACUUUGCCUUAUUCAUUCUAUUUUAACGAAUUUGGAAAUAGAACCUGAAGCAGAUGCUCAUUACUAUAUGCUUAGAACAGUGAAAUUUAUAUGUCUUCAUUGUGAAUCAUUAUUAAAUGCUCGUCGUGAACAUCGAGGUUAUUUAAUUUGGGCACAAGAAAAUUUACUCAUACCAAAGUUAUGGACAUUACUUCGUUCAGAUCGUUCACAGUUAGCUGAAUUAGUAAUUCCAUUAAUUAUGCAUUGUAUAACAUUACCAAGUGGUGAAGAAAUGUUUUGGAAAGUUGUUAAUACACAAUUUAUCAGUGAACAAUGGGAGGAACGUUUUUCAGCUGUGGAACGAACAACUGUACUUCUUCAAUUAGCAAUGAUUAAUUAUAUUUAUUUUUCUAAUUUCAAAGAAAAAAAAAGGAAAGAUUUGUUGCAUUUAAUGAAUAUUCUUUAA
Messenger RNA from Brugia pahangi, 1140 nucleotides. The record is from the annotation of a GenBank genome assembly. NCBI's taxonomy places the organism in Eukaryota, Metazoa, Nematoda, Chromadorea, Rhabditida, Onchocercidae.